Astyanax mexicanus (Mexican tetra) is the source of this 5655-nucleotide messenger RNA. RefSeq names its product protein tyrosine phosphatase non-receptor type 9a (gene ptpn9a). The record is from RefSeq and is a predicted model, not a curated record. Gene Ontology annotation, molecular function: protein tyrosine phosphatase activity. Gene Ontology annotation, biological process: protein dephosphorylation. The coding region runs from base 797 to 2509 and encodes 570 amino acids. The transcript is spliced from 13 exons. NCBI's taxonomy places the organism in Eukaryota, Metazoa, Chordata, Actinopteri, Characiformes, Acestrorhamphidae.
GCAGCUAUACCCUUCUCGAAAACCGACGCGGGGCGUCCAGAUGUGUUAGUAACUUUUAUCCGCCUCAGAGUCGGAGGGACGCGGCCUGGCCUCGCCUGUAGCUCGCCGUGCUUCUGGUCGACUGUAUCUGACCGCUGGGGAACAGGGGGAGAUGAAGCCGAGCGCUCGGUCGGGCUAACACAACAUUAGCUAGGCUAGCUGGAGAUUUUUAGAGGUUCGCCAGCAAACGGUAACCUGGGUUGCUUAUAGAUAGUUAACUAGCUAGCUAAUCCAGCGUUAGCUAUAGCUGAGUAGCGUCGGGAUGCUGGUGUGAUUGGUUACCGCUUGGUUACCGUUUUUGUGCCGUUAUGGCACGGAAGGUCGAGACUAACGUUAAGUUGCUGCUGCGCAUCUGAAUUCCAGCAGAAUUUCGCUCUAACGCUAACUAGCUGUUAAGUAGCUCGUUACGACAGAAUGCCAGGUCUCUUGCUCUUAUAAUGGCACCUAUAAGCUAGCUAACUAAGUGCUAUUUGUCUAGGUUAAUUACCCAGCGUAACGUAGUGUAUUUUUUCUUCUGUUUACCUCAAAUCGGCUGUAUGUCUCGCCAAACCCGAUGGCUGAGUAGCUGCUGCCCUCAGUAACCAGGUCUAGUUCAGUCCAGCAGGUCUGAGUGAGAUCUGGAGCUGCUGCUGCUGUCGCGGUUUAAUUUCUCCUAAUAUCUACAGUCAGUCGUUUCCCUCUCGGACUUACUGACGGACCACUCAGGAGGAGAAAAAGAGAGAAGGUGCCUUAAAUACUUAAAUACCACAGAGGAAGAAUGGCCGCCACUUUAACAGCAGAGGAAGAGCAGGCCACUAAGCAGUUCCUGGAGGAGAUCAAUAAAUGGACCAGUCAGCAUGGCGUCUCUCCACUGUCCUGGGAUGUGGCUGUGAAGUUCCUCAUGGCCCGCAAGUUUGAUGUCCUUCGAGCCAUAGAGCUCUUCCACAGCUACAGGGAGACUCGUCUGAGGGAGGGCAUCGUGAAACUACAGCCACAGGAGGAGCCACUGCGCUCUGAGCUACUCAGCGGCAAGUUUACCAUCUUGGGUGUACGGGACCCUACAGGAGCAUCCAUAGCUCUGUACACAGCUAAGCUGCACCACCCCAAUAAAACAGGCAACCAUGUGGUCUUACAGGCUCUGUUCUACCUGCUGGACAAAGCAGUAGAGAGCUUUGAGACCCAGAGGAAUGGUCUUGUGUUCAUCUAUGACAUGGCUGGAUCCAACUACACCAACUUUGAGCUGGACCUGAGCAAGAAGAUCCUCAACCUGCUAAAGGGUGCGUUUCCUGCCCGACUGAAGAAAGUGUUCAUAGUUGGAGCCCCAGUUUGGUUUCGAGUGCCCUAUAACCUGCUGAGUCUGCUGCUAAAGGAGAAACUCAGAGAAAGGGUCCAAAUGGUGAAGAUGACAGACCUGCGGCUGCACCUGCCAAGAGACUGCUUACCCGAGCACCUUGGUGGUUGCCUGGCAUUAGACGUUCACGGCUGGAACCAGCGUCUGCUGGCAGAGCAGAACGGACAUGUAGACCCUGUGGAUGAGCUGGUGGGCAUCCCGCUGGACGAUUCCUCUGUGCACGCACCAGGCCCUGAAGCCAUGAGACUGCCAGAGUAUGUGGCACAUCUGGCUCGAGCCCAACGCAGCGGAAUCUACCAGGAGUAUGAGGAGCUCCGUAAAGAGCAGCCUCCUGGAACUUUCCACUGCGCACUGGCUGCAUAUAAUCAGGAGAGGAAUCGCUAUGGCGAUGUUCUUUGCCUUGACCAAACUCGUGUUCAUCUGAAAGGCAGAAGGAAUGAGAGAUCAGACUACAUCAAUGCCAGCUUCAUGGAUGGAUACAAGCAGAAGAAUGCAUACAUAGGAACUCAAGGCCCGCUGGAGAAAACAUACGGUGAUUUCUGGAGAAUGGUGUGGGAGCAAAGCGUGCUGGUCAUUGUCAUGACAACAAGAACUGAUGAAGGGGGCAGAAGAAAGUGUGGUCAGUACUGGCCUCUGCAAGAAGGGGGACAGGAGGUGUACGGACACAUAGCUGUGGUCAACCAGAGAGUAGAUAACCAUUCCCAUUACAAUCAGACCACGUUGGAGCUGCAUAACACAGAGACCUGUGAGCAGAGGCAAGUAACUCACUUCCAGUUUCUGAGCUGGCCUGACUAUGGCGUGCCCUCCUCAGCGCUCUCAUUGCUGGACUUCUUGGGUGCAGUGAAGAGGCAGCAGAAGAGAGCAGUAAAGGCAAUGGGGUCACAGUGGAGGGGUCAUCCUUUGGGACCGCCCAUGGUCGUCCACUGCAGUGCAGGAAUCGGCAGGACUGGUACUUUCUGUGCGUUGGAUAUAUGUCUGUCUCAGCUGCAAGAAGUCGGGACUCUACAUGUGUGUCAGACUGUAAGGCGUAUGAGAACACAGCGUGCCUUCAGCAUCCAAACACCAGAACAGUAUUACUUCUGCCACACUGCUAUCCUUGAGCACGCCCAGCGACAGGGACUGCUUUCGACCAAUCAGUGAGAGACCAAAUCUGUUUUUCUGUCCAUCGGUGAAGGACGGCGGCUGCUCUCUGCCAACCGCUGACUCUCAGAACACUCUUAGCCAGUCAGUGGGCUGAUUGUUAAAAGGCUGAGCAUAAACGGUCUAUGAAGGAAUCUUUCUACAGCUCGCUUCUCUGGCGGACGUCCACUCCAAGCACAGUACUUGUGACUCUUUUUAAGAUUGGUGUAUAAAGUGCCACAGUCAUCGAAAUCAUAGCCUGUUAACACUGUUCACCAAGAGAUUGAGCUCUCUGACAGAUCCAGUUAAAGACUGAAAGGGGUCCGUCUAUCUGUCUCAUAGCCAUUCAGUAAUGCUGUGUUCAUGUUGUGAUUGAUUGAAAGUUCGUAAGUCAAGUGACCUCUAACCUGUUGUUCAACAGCGCCUUCGCUUUUUUCUAAAAUGAUGUCAGAAAAAAUGUUUGGUGAGUUUUUAAUUCACAAAGUCAGCUCCAAUCUAAACUAAGUGUCUUGUCUAAAUACGUUCUAAUGCCGAUGCCACACGUAAUUCAAAAUAUGGGAUCACAGCAAGUAGUGUGUUAACUCUAAUACAUUAUCAUUACUUGAUCUGUUUUAAUGCUUCUGAGGGAACAGGGAUAAAACUAAACUCCUCUACACAAACAUCUAACAUGCUUCUGUUCUGCUGCCGCAGCUAAAAAUCUGUCUGCCUAAACGGUUACUUUAUAUACCAGUAUGAUUUGACCCGGUCUACAAAUAGGUGUUUCUCCAUAAUAUACUCAUGAUUAUUAAUUUUUCAUUUAUUCAUCUUAAUGUUUUUAUUUUUUUAUUUUUUGCGCACCCUACAUUUUUUAAGGCCCUGUCCACACGUUUCCAGAUAUAUAUUUUAUAUAUAUUUACAGAAAUAUGCAAGCCCUCUAAAGGUCGAUAAUACCUCAUGAACAUCAACACAUCAAGAAGAAGUAAGAAAAUGCAGAGGUUUAUUCCUAAAUUACACACUACUCCCUAAGUAGUGCAAGUAAAUCUAAACAGAUCAUAAUAUAUUUGUAAUGGAACCAUAUUUACCUUUAUUCGUAUGCUGAAAUCUAAAAACUAGUGAAUUUUAAAUUAUAAUGAAUAAUGUAAAUCACUAUAUAGGGAGUAAGGAGGUAUUUGACAAGCAGUCAAACCGUUCUCAAAUAUCUCCUCCUUAAAAACUAUUUUAAGAAGCGAGGUCAAAUUGCACACAAACCCUCUUUUUUAUAUAUUUGUAGGUGUGGGUGGGACAAGUGGAAAGUGGAACUAACAGACAAAAAGUAAUACUUCUGAAUCUGUUUAAAGUGAGUUUUCAAUCAAUGGAAAACAGUAACUAAAUGUUAAAGGUAGAUUUUUCAGCAUCAUUUUCACUAAUAUGAACCUUCUUAAAAUAACACCAAAGUAGUGAUUUUAUAUUCUGCACCUUUCAUGCAUUAGGUAUUUUUCUGACUAGUUUCAACAUACUUUGAGGCUCUUCAAUACCUGUGAAAGGAGGCUUGUAGUAGUCUUUGUUGAUCUGCCUCGACAUGACCGUCACCAAUUAUUAUUUUUUCAAGAAAAGAAGUCAGGUGGAUCUAUUCUUCUAAUACUUUCGUUUUUUAGCUAAAAUUAUUCUGAUUUACUUGCAUUGUUUCUUGAUUCACAUAAAUCAGUCACUGAAUUUAACAAACCAUAAACACGCCAAGGCAGAAUGUAAUUUCUAUGUACUAAAAUGUAAUUUUGUUUUUAAAUAGAAAAAAAACUUAAGACAAAUAACUAAAUAUUGUGACCCAUGAGAUCCAGUGUAGAUUAGAGACAGAAAUGUGAUGAAUAUUUUUUUUAAACCCUUUACAAAAAGGUGUUCUUCCAGUCUGUGGACGUUUCCUUAGAGCUGUAAUUUUUUUUCCUGUUAUUGUGACCCAUGUGGGAGGGCCGUUUCCCUCCAGAAGUUACACUUGCCCAUUUAUUUGGGUGUUUGGAACUGUUGUGUGUGUGAAUGGAAAGCCAAUGCAGAGCACGCUUCUUGUUUUUCUUAUUUUCCACAUUGCUUAGAGCAGCAGAACUGCAAUAAGCUCCGUUUUAUCCUGCAUCCAUGAUCAUUGGAGAAUAUAGUCACAAGAAUGAUAGAUUCAUUUUGCCAACCCCCUUUCUUACAAAGUGCUGUGUGGAUACGGAUAGUUGUUGCUUUCUUUUGUGUGGAGUAGAGAACAGUGUACGUUUGCUGAAGUAAAACACCACUGAGGACUUCUACUGGUGUUUGUGACUAUGUGAUUGCUGUUGCUACUGUUAAGAGAAAAGGAUCUACCAGUCUGCCCUGCUUACUAACAUCUAUCUAACUUGUGUGUAAAAUAGGCCUAGAAACUAUACUAAAGCACUUUUACACAGGCGUUCACUAUGUGCAUUCACUGACAUCAUUAACCGUAGAGGAUUUGAACACCGCAAAUUCCAUAUGUAACGUACUGUGGUGUGAACUGCAAUGCUGUUGUUGUGAAUUGACAAAUCUGCAAGUUCAGUGAGUGGUCUGUUAAGACAGUCGUGAUCAUGUGUUAAUCAUGUUUUCAGGUGUUUACAGUUAGCUUGGAGAGCUGUAUCAUUUCAUAAUAUGACUUUUUUUUCUGUUUUUUGUCUUUAGGUAUGUGAGUCUUUGCUACUGAAUUCAUAUUGAAUUUGCUUGUAGUGAAGAAUCUGUUGAACCAAACCCUUGUAUGCACUCAUGAUGCUAGAACUGUUAGCUGUUCAAACGAUGGACACAAAAUGUGACUGAUUUUUUUAUUUUUCUAUUCUAUUCAGCAGACGUCUGUGUCCUUACAUAUUAUUAUUCCAUUUGCAAAUAGCUACUUAUAUUUUUCUCAUUUUCUCAUAACUCCUUCAUUUGUAUGACCUAUGGUGAUGUAAUCAAGCUAUGUAAUCAAUAAUGCCAUGGUGUUGACGUAUAUACACAUGUUAAACCGAUCACUUUGUGACCAAGUAUUUUUAUUCUAAAAGAGUUCAUUAUGAAAUGUGAGGCAGGCAGGUGGAUACUUGUGUUGCUGCAUGGUGCUGUGGCAGAAUGGAGUCCUUUUCCCUGACUCAGGGACACAAGGAGGACACCAGUUCAGCAAGUAGGACCUUGUUAAAUAUGACAACAUAAAAAAAAAACAGAUUCAAUGAUGAUUAAAUGAAACUCUCAUUUCUUCA